Molecule: messenger RNA, 192 nt
Organism: Arabis nemorensis
Lineage: Eukaryota; Viridiplantae; Streptophyta; Magnoliopsida; Brassicales; Brassicaceae
Source: the annotation of a GenBank genome assembly
AUGUCUUCCUUAAACUCAUAUUUUUGCUCAACUCUUUGGGACUUCUUCCUACACAUGUAUCAGAUUGCGUUUCAUCUCUACCCCCUCCACAGGAGGUCGAAUAUUCAAGCGGAGGAAUCGUAUUCUAUUGAUGAAUUUGCUUCUCUCAGUAAGAAUGUUAAAGAGAUAAUCAAUGACAAACCCACUAAGUGA